Messenger RNA from Funneliformis geosporum, 152 nucleotides. Lineage: Eukaryota; Fungi; Glomeromycota; Glomeromycetes; Glomerales; Glomeraceae. The record is from the annotation of a GenBank genome assembly.
GUCAGCUCAAAUAUAUUGAUAGCCAACAGUUCAUGAAUACUAGCUUGGCAAAUCUCGCAAAGAAUUUGGGUAAUGAUAAGCCUAUAACAAGUAAGUAUUUUAAGGAUAAAGGCUUUACACCUGAGCAGAUUUCUCUACUAUGUCGUAAGGGA